CGGGGCCGUCGCCGUGGCAACGCGGACGGACUACAGCUCCCGGCGUGCGCCGCGCAGCCGGUGGGCAGAGCUGAGCCGAGCCCGUGCGGGCUGGGCUGGGCUGUCCCUUCCCGUCCCGUCCCGUCCCCUGCUUGUGCCGCUGCCGGUGCCGCUCCCGGUGCGGUCGGAGCGAUGCCCGAGUGCCCGGAGCUGCACCUGGCCGGGCGGUACAUCAACGAGGCGUGCGGCGGGCUGGUGUUCUCGGGCGGUAUAGAGCGCUCGGCGGUGGGCAGGGGCCCGGAGGUGCCCUUCGCCAGCGAGGCCUACCGCAUCGCCGCCACUUCCCGGGGCAAGGAGCUGCGGCUGACGCUGAGCCCAGUGGCCCCCGGCGAGUCCCUGCACCUCGUCUUCCGCUUCGGCAUGUCGGGAUCGUUCCGGUUGUGCCCCGCCGCCGAGCUCCCCCGCCAUGCCCACCUCCGCUUCCUCACCGGCGAGAGCCCACCCCGCGCUCUCUGCUUCGUCGAUGUGCGCCGCUUCGGGUCGUGGCGGCUGGGUGACGCCUGGCAGCCGGACCGCGGGCCCUGCGUGCUCACCGAGUACCAGGCCUUCAGGGAGAACGUGCUGAGGAACCUGGCCGACAAGGCUUUCGACAAGCCCAUCUGCGAAGCCCUCUUAAACCAGAAGUUCUUCAAUGGAAUUGGGAAUUACCUCCGAGCUGAGAUCCUGUACAGGUUGAAGAUCCCUCCCUUUGAAAAGGCUCGGACUGUGCUGGAGGCCCUGAAGGAGCAGGAGCAGGAGAGGAGGAAGAAGAAUUCUUCCCUGACACUCAGCAAGAAGCUGAAGCUGAAGCGGGAGAACCCAGAUCUCCUGGAGCUGUGCCACACUGUGCCCAUGGAGGUCGUUGCAGCAGAGAAGAACCUCUUCGACCCAGAUGACGCAGACAACUACGCAGCCUUCAAGAGCUGGCUGCAGUGUUACUUGGUGCCUGGCAUGAGCUGCCUGCGUGACCACAACGGCAGGACCAUGUGGUUCCAGGGAGAGCCUGGCCCCAUGGCUCCCAAAGGGCAGAAGCCUCACAAGAAGCGCACUCAGCUGAAGGCAGAUCCCCAGGCUCUGACCCCCAAGGUCACCAGACGCACCUCAAAAGGGCACCCCAGGGCUGCAGCAAAGCCUCCAAAGUCAGCCAAGAAGGAGGAGAAGGAGGAAGAGGAGGCUGGUGGGCCAAGGAAGGGACGUGCUCGUGGCAGGAGGAAAGAGACUGCUGCUGUGGCUUUGUCUGAGCCUCAGGCCAAAAGGAGGCUCCGGGCAGCAACACGCAGGGGCAGAGGUGCAGCUCCUGCCGUCUGAGUGCUCAGCACCCAUGGUAACAACUCAGGAGGGCCUGGGCUAGGGCCUGGGUUACUGCUGGGCAGGCAUGGGGCCACUCUAUCCCUAUGCUCACACCUGCCUGCUGCUGCAGCAUGGGGAGGAGCUGUGCUUGGUGAUGGGGCUGAUCUACCUUCCUGCUGUCCCCAGGCAUUUGAGGGGGAUAAAGGCCACAUGUUGUGCUGGACUCUGACCCUCCCUCUGCCUAAAAGUGGGAUUCCCUCUUCCUUCCCCUCUCCCCUUUGCUGCCUGGCUGUUUUUAGCUGGCUAAUAAAGUAUUUUGUGUAGAAAUCACUGCACACCUGCUAAGGGCAACCCACACCUGCUAAGGGCAACCCACAUGGGCCUCCACUUCCACCCCCAGAAAAUAAAGGUAAGUUUUGUUUGCCCCAGCCCCAGGAGCCAGAUCCUGCUGAGGAAGACACAAAGACAGCAGCAGCUACAACAGCCCCAAAAAGGAGGCAGAUAACAGAAUAACAGGGGUUGGAAGGGACCUCCAGGGAUCAUGAAGUCCAAGCGCCCUGAACAAAGCAGGAUCACUUAGAGAUACAGGACCAUGCUCAGGUGGCUUUUGGGGGUCUCCAGAGAUGGAAAUUCCACCAUCUCUCUGGGCAGCCUGCUCCAGUGCUCUGCCACCCUUAAAAGAAGUUCCUGCACUCCUUGUGCUCAAGUUUGUGCCCACUGCCCCUUCACCUGUCACUGGGCACCACUGCAAACACACAACCAGUGCAGAUAUGUGGAAAUGAGGU
Molecule: messenger RNA, 2093 nt
Organism: Pogoniulus pusillus (Red-fronted tinkerbird)
Lineage: Eukaryota; Metazoa; Chordata; Aves; Piciformes; Lybiidae
Gene: NEIL1
Product: nei like DNA glycosylase 1
Exons: 9
Coding region: 172-1326 (384 amino acids)
Biological process (GO): base-excision repair
Cellular component (GO): nucleus
Molecular function (GO): zinc ion binding; DNA-(apurinic or apyrimidinic site) endonuclease activity; nucleic acid binding
Source: RefSeq, a predicted model, not a curated record